GUUCAUCGCUGGAGUGAGUUUAAAAGGCUAGCUGGAUAGUGGUAUCGAGGUAUCUAUAUCGUUGACACAAGAGAGAGACAAGACAAAGCAGAACAAUUCUAUGAACCAGACUGAAACACCUCUUGAUACUUCACGUACAGUAUGUCAACCAGAACAAACCUCGUACUUUGAAGACAUUAUCUAUGAAGAACCAACUUCAAGGGUUCAUUCGCGUGUCACAAAGAAGACCGAAGGUGAAGAGGUCGAGGAUGAGCUAAGAAGUAUCUCUUCCAAUUCCACCAUUGGUAACAAUGUGCAAGAUACCCGUGGUGAUAUGCUGGGUAUGGAUAACGACCUUGAAUUCCCAGAAGGUGGCUUAAAGGCAUAUACGGUGGUCUUCGGUUCAUUUAUGGGAUUAAUUGCGGCAUUUGGGUUGUUGAACACUUAUGGUAUCAUUGAGACAUAUGUCAGUGAACAUCAACUGUCAGAUGUCCCAUCGUCUUCAGUUGCAUGGGUGUUUUCGAUUUUCGGAUUCAUCAGUUUCUUAACGUCGAUUAUAUCAGGUACCUAUUUUGACAGGAACGGGGCUCGUCGUCCUCUCAUAAUCGGUGGUAUUUGUACCUUUGUCGGAAUGAUGUGCUUGGGAAACUGUACAGAAAUUUGGCAGUUAGUGUUGUCAUUUUCCAUCCUUGUUGGUAUUGGUAGUGGUUUCACUGGCCCUCCUUGUCUUGGUGUCGUGGCACAGUAUUUCCACAAACGCAGAGGGUUCAUGUGCUCCAUCGCAAGUACAGGUGGAAGUGUUGGUGGUAUAGUAUUCCCUAUUAUGAUGCGUAAGCUUUUUGAAGAGGUGAGUUAUGCAUGGGCUAUUAGAAUCUUUGCCUUCAUCCUAGGCUUUUGUUACAUCGUUGCCAUUAUUCUCAUGGAAGAGAGAUUACCAAGAAAGACAGCAGAGUGUGGAACAUGGCAAAAUAUUUUAUCAUACAUCACAGCAUUCGACCUAAAAGGUCUGAAACAGCUCGACUUCCUCUUUGUUUGCCUUGCGUGUACCUUUGCCGAGUGUGGUGUGCUUAUAAUGGGUACUUAUCAAGCUUCCUUUGCACGUGCACAUGGUUAUUCAUUAUCAACAGCCUAUUUGCUGCUCUCAGUAACACACAUAGGAGGUAUUCCGGGACGUUGGAUCAGUGGAUACAUGAGCGAUGUUGUUGGAAGAUUCAAUAUCAUCAUUGUGACUACCAUCUGUUCUAGUAUUGUUGCAGUGACAACACUAAUACCGUUUGGAGAUAGAAAAUCUGCACUCUUUGUAUUCUCAGUGCUUUGGGGUUUUAUGACAGGGUCAGUGUUCCCGUUGCUACCUGUCUGUUGUGCACAGAUUUCAAAGACUGAGGAUUUUGGAAGACGUUACGGUACAAUGUACUUCAUCGUUGCAUUUGGUGUCUUGAUCGCCAUUCCAAUCUCUGGAGCAAUCAUUGGAGAUGGAUCAGAAAUUGGUUAUAGAAACAUGGUUAUCCAUUCCGCAUUGACAAUCUUUGGCUCCGGAUUAAUUUACUUUUUAGCCAAAUGUAUUAGAGUACGUGGUAAAAUAUUUACAAAGUAUUAAUGAAUUAGCUUCACUCAUGUCGC
Molecule: messenger RNA, 1599 nt
Organism: Williopsis jadinii
Lineage: Eukaryota; Fungi; Ascomycota; Saccharomycetes; Phaffomycetales; Wickerhamomycetaceae
Product: MCT family MFS transporter
Exons: 1
Coding region: 101-1576 (491 amino acids)
Biological process (GO): transmembrane transport
Cellular component (GO): fungal-type vacuole membrane
Molecular function (GO): transmembrane transporter activity
Source: RefSeq, a predicted model, not a curated record